Molecule: messenger RNA, 1038 nt
Organism: Saccoglossus kowalevskii
Lineage: Eukaryota; Metazoa; Hemichordata; Enteropneusta; Harrimaniidae
Product: ragulator complex protein LAMTOR4-like
Biological process (GO): positive regulation of TOR signaling; cellular response to amino acid stimulus
Cellular component (GO): Ragulator complex; lysosome
Molecular function (GO): guanyl-nucleotide exchange factor activity
Source: RefSeq, a predicted model, not a curated record
GAGACGUUUUGAGUCUGAAAGGAAAACGUGGAGAUCUAUGGGAAAUUGCAGUCGUUAAGAGAUAACGAGUAUAUCUGUCACAUUCUGUCAGUGUUGUGUUCCAAGAGAUGACUAGUCCAGUCACACAGAGUUUAGAAAGGAUACCAGAUCAGCUGGGAUAUCUUGUCAUCCAUGAAGAUGGAGCUGUAAUUGCUUCUUCUGGUGAACUAGAGAAUGAUGAAAAGACUGCCGGUAUUAUUAUGAAUAUGGUUCAUAUGGCCAGUAGAGUACAGCUGUCACCAGAUAGAAAUGAUCCAUUUAAAAGACUAUCAGUUGUUUUUGAUACUUAUAUGUUCGUCAUUACAAUAUCCAAUCAUAAAGUAUACGUUUGCAAGAGGAAAUAUCUGCCAUCUGAACCGAUCAAUGCAUGAAACAUCUUGGGUAUAUCGAACACAGUAUAUCUCCAUUGUUGAACUAUUAUGCUUUGAUGUGGCUUAUGUAAAUGGAAUUCAGAUUGAUUCAUAGAGAAACUGGAUAAGAUCACUACAUAUAUCAUUUUAGAAGACCAACAUUGUAGGUGUUAAACUGGUCGAUAAGAGGUUGAAAUCCCAUAUAUAUACCUAUUUACAACAAUAUGAGGAACAGUGUACCAGUGAAUAAUAAUAAUAAAGUAUUUUUAUAAAGUUAACAAUGGGUGAUGGUUGUCCAGAUUUGAGUUGAUAAAUCCAGUGGUGAUGCAUAAUGCAUUAAAGAGAGUUUUGAUUAGGUCGCAUUAAGCCUUAAAUACUGUCUUAGUCUCCUUUGAGUCCUUCAAUACAUGUUCAAUCAUUUCAGGAAUUAACUAGUUUUAAUCUUUUGAUACUGUGUCUUUUUAUGGCAUUAAUUAAUAACAGUCACAAUCUCCAUCACUCUUCAAUCCAACAUAGCAGCUGCUGUAUGCAUCCCUUAUCGGCUCCAAAAAAUGUGUAGCAGUGUGAUUCUGGACAGCAGACAAUUUGGUUUGUGCAAAAACUUACUCUCAAACACAGACAAACUGUUGAAUUGUUUAUAAUAAAAAGA